AUCAUUCAUUCAUACGCUCGUAGUGGGAGCGUUGUCGGUGUGUAUGAAAAUACAAAUGAGAGCAGCAAGGAUUGCGUUUGUUUUUUUAAAGGCUUCUCUCAACGAUCUUUUACAGUCAGUUAAAUGAUCUCGUGUCAUUACAAAGUGGUCGACUGAACAAACAAGGAUAUAAACAUUAUUUAAACGACGUCAAAAUUUUAUACAAUAUAUAAACCGCUUGCCCUGAAGAUUUCACCAGUGUCAACAAUGGCUGGAAUCAAGAUCAGCGAUGCAGAUCGUGAAAAUAUGGAUUCAAAAUUUAUAUGUAGUUUUUGUCAUUACCUCCUUGUCAAUCCUUUACAGACCUCGUGUGGACAUUUGUUUUGUAAAUCUUGUAUUGACAUCUUGCUUGGGUUAGAUAAACAUAAAUUCUUAAGUUAAAUUUUUCUCCAAAUCAUCUUUGAAAUGAUAUGAGAUUUAAAGAUGAUACUUGUCAUAUUUACACUUUCAAAGAUGCCAUGAUUGCAAUAUCCUAUCACUUAUCUCAAUGUUGUAUAAUAUAUCUGAAUGUUGUAUCCUGUUUGGGCUCUAUGGGAGCAUUUAUUGAACAUAAUUCCUAAAGAAAUGCUGUUAGAAUAUUAUUGAAAUAAAUAGAGAUUCCCAUAUAUGUAUCUCUUUGUUGUAUCUCAGAUUUCAAUGUUGAAUCACAUAUCACAAUGUUGUAUCAAAUAUCUCAAUGUAACAUAAUAUUAAUCCUGACAUGGUUUAUAUGCACAUGAAAAACAUGUGACUUGGACUAGAUUUGAACUCACACCUUCGGGAUACUAGGUUUAGCUAUGUUAUUCUCUGAUGAUGGUUUUGGAAUGAAUAUCUCAAUGUUGUAACACAUAUCUCAAUGUUGUAACACAUAUCCCAAUGUUGUAUCACAUAUCCCAAUGUUGUAUCACAUAUCUCAAUGUUGUAACACAUAUCCCAAUGUUGUAUCACAUAUGUCAAUGUAAGAAGAUAAUUUUUAACCCUUAAGAGGUUGUAGCAUAUCUUGUACCAAAUGAAAUAAAAACCAGCUAUAGAGAAAGUUUGCCACAUUAAGGGUUUUUAUCCUAAAUUUCUUCCUAUUUUAAUAUGCAUAACUGCAUUUCAAUUUCUAUAUAAUAUUAUGCAAAUCAUAUGCUGCAAAAUUUUUCAUAUCAUGUUAGUUUAAGUAGUGCCUCAAAAUUGUUAUUUGGGUUUUUUGACGUGAUAGUUAGAAAGUAGAAACAGUUGCCAAAUCUUGCUCAAAAUAGCAACUCAUUUUAAAAGGUGGUAAAUUUGUCAGACAUGCAUGAAUGAAUUUUGCUCCCCUUUCCUCUAGGCACCAACUGUGGAACAGGUUACCACAUUGUUUGAAAUUCACCAUUUUUUUAACAGUUUUUAUAUUCCUUUAAUCUGUAUUGGUCCUAAUCCAAAAUGUCCUGAAGAUCAGGAAAAAAGUUGAGCAAGAAUGAGGUUUUCCCGGAUGCUUUCACCAAGCGUGAAAUGAAAAAGAUUCAAUUACAUUGUCUCUCUGAACAGUGUAAAUGGUUUGGUGCCUACGAAGAAUUGGAAGGUCAUUAUCAAGUUUGUGAGCAUGCGCUCAUCAGCUGUAUACACAAGCAAUGUAACAUUCAGUUACCUCGCUCUCUUCUUGGUGAACAUUUGAAGAAUGAUUUUGAAUAUCGAAAUGUAAAAUGUGAAUAUUGUGGUAAAGAUGUCCCGUAUGCUUCACUUAAGGAUCAUAAAGAAAAUGUAUGUGAAAAUGCACUCAUCACUUGUAAAUAUUGCAAUCAAAUGAUACCCAGGAAGGAUAUUGAGCACCAUGAAAGUACAAUUUGUGAUGAAGUGCCCACUGAUUGUGAAUUUCAAGCUAUUGGAUGCAGUCGUGACAAAACAUUAAAACGAAAGGAGAUCCAACAACAUAUGAAGGACAAUCUAAUUGAUCACGUGUUCGCCUUGUUACGAUAUGUUAAAGCAUUUCUUACCUUGUUAAGUAACUAUGUACUACGCCCAGAGUUUACCAAUGCUGUUCAAGACUUGGGUGACCGAAUCACAGCUGUUCGUUCUAAUCUCUCAGAAAAAUUUUUUAUGCUAGUAGGAAAACUUACCGGCCUGGAAAGGAAGAUCGAGAGUCUAGAAAGGAGAAUUGAGAGUCUUGAGAAUCGUGGUGAGCAAAAUCGAAUAGCUUCCCUUGAGAGUCAAGUUACUACAAUUUCCGCAAUUAUACAAUGGAUGUGGGAGCGUUUGGAUGAGAGGGGUGACUUACCGGAAGAACUCCAUGAUGCGCGCGCACUUUGAUCUAUUGGCCCAAGCUCUUCUACAAUUAGUCCAGUAAACGAAGGAUGUUUUGUAUGGUGAAGUUAGACAAAAAUAAUAGACAAAAUAGUUUCUCGCCUAAAAUAAGGCUUACAAAGAAUUUUUUUCGCGUGAAAUCUCUUUAUUUUUGUCAGUUUAGUGUACACAUUCACUUAAACUUCUUAAAUUUUAUCAAAACUUUUCUUAUAAUUUGACCUUAGGAAAAUCCAAGAUCGCUGCCAUCGGACAAAUCAAAGAUGGUCCUCGUUCAAUAUUUGUAAGCUAAGAAACUGUAAGGAAGUACAAUUUUUGUUUUGAAACUGCCUUCACAGUUCUAUCUGAUUAUUUGAAAAGGCUCGAAGGAGUGGUAACCUUACUCAUUCUUACGGGACAAAGACCAGAAUUGGACUUCUGCUAUUCUGUUUCAUUGCGAGAAAGAUCCACACAGCACCAUGCUUGCACUUGAUGUUAGGUGCGUUGACAAUGGAACCUAGCAGAAUUUGAAGUUGGCGGAAGUUUCUUCGGAAGUAAAAACCCUGUGUAAAAUGCGACUUAUUCUGGAACUUCUGUACACAUGCGGAUGCUAAACUUGAUAAUGGUGUACAACCAUACGUAUCAAGUAGGGAUUUCUCGUCAGAUCGAUUGCCGCCUUUAAAAAAGAAGCACUCAUGAACACUGUACAAGAAUUUUUAAGGGUUGCAAACUUCUUCAGCACAGCCACCUCAACAAUGCCAUGUGGUGGGGACGUAGUGUCAAAGCAACUGAUGGCAAGUUGGGUAGUUAUGCAUGCAGUUUUUCUCGUCAUUUUCACUUUAUGUCGCUAAAUGUGAGACAACUUUAAGACAUCUGUAUCUUUGGAUAAUUGGAGGUAUGGCAGGCCAUUCAGUUAGUGAGUACAAAUUUUUUCAAAAACCUAAGACGAAAGUCAAAACUAAGUCAACAAAGCUAUUAAGUCAAAACCCUAGCGUCUGCAGUUGAUAUAAAAACUGCUACUGGAAGCUUCAAUAUGUACUUGCGGCUAAUUAGUGUCAGAGAGAACUCCCUCUUCCUGAACUAUUGGAGCAUGAGUUGUGUCCUUUUCCUAUAUCCUUAUAUAUAAACAGCUUGCGUAUGCUGUUGGAGAUGCAGAUUAUAAAAUUUGCCUUGAAGCGUCUCACUUUGCAUUGAAUAAUUAACCAACAGCUGUCGUAGCCAAAGAUACUUAUGUCUUUCUGUUGUUGGUUUAACAUUGGGAUCUCUCUAGUAGUGACCUCUAAAUGAAAAGGGAAAGGACGAGACUGACUGUAUGUACAUCUCCCCUAAAGAAGAAACUUGAUCUAAUCCAUUCAAAAAGUUUUCUUUUCUUACAUGCCAUCAUUUGCUGUGAUACUACUUCUCCACCACUUCACAUUGUCAAUGCGACUGUGCUGAAGAAGUUUUCAACCCUUAAAGAUUCUUGCACAGUAUUCAUGAGUGCUUCUUCUUCAUAAGCAGAAAUCGCUAAAGCCUAAGACAAAUCCUACUUCAUAUGUAUGGUUGUAGCUACAACAUUAUCAAAUCUAGUAUCUGCUCGUGUACAGAAGCUCCAGAUUAAAGUCACAACUUCUAUAAGGUUUAUGCCCCUGGAGAAGCUUCUGUCAACCUCCGAUGCCGCUAGGUUCUAUUGCUACUGCACCUACCAUCAAGUGCAAGCUUGGCAGAGGUUGGAUCUUCCUCUCAAUGCAUGGGGAUGGCAGAAGUCUAAUUCUGGUCUUUUUUUUAUAAGAAUGAGCAAGGAGACCGCUACAUCAAGCAUUUUCAAUAUAAUCAGAUAGAAGUGUGAUGGCAGUUUCAUAGCAAAAGGUGUUGUACUUGCUGCAAGAAUGAGUUGAACUAUACAACUGCCUGUGGGCAGCUCAAAAGAAUCAUGUGUCUAAAUAACUUGCAAGAGGAACAAAGGAAAGAAAAUGGCGAUGAUGACACAGUUUUCUUAGUUUACAACAUUUACACAUAGUGAACGCGGACCAUCAAUGACUUGUCCAACGGCGGCCAUCUCAGUCGUCAAUAUUCCUACGGUCAUCAUUUUAUAGGGUUCCCAUGGAUAGAAUCAGGUUGGGUUUUAUAAAUACUUUGACUAUCGCAAAUAGACAUAUUCUGGGUGAGAAAACUUCGAUAUCAUUUUUGGGUAACCUCUGUCAUUUGCUUUCUGGACUAAAUAGCGCGGUAACUAAGACCUGUAUAUAAUCACUUUGGCAAAUUUCAAUUCAAUCACAUCAGUACGACUUUUCACUAUAUUCAUUCGGUAGUUUUGAAGAGUGUUCAUAUUUCUUAAGGAUUUGCUUAGCGAAAAGCCUUUAUGUCAUCAGGUCUUUGAGAUAGAUAGUAACAGAUGACGUAUUGCGUAUGGUUCCGAAAUGAAUAUUCGUGAAAUAUUAUUUUCGUAAAGUACUCUGACAAAUGAACAUAUUAUCACUGAAUUUGAGGUGGACAAAUUUGUAAAUAUCAUAAUUGAUUUUGUUGUGUCAAAAAUUGUAAAUACGUAAGAAUAUUAAAUAUACUUGCAUAACUAAACCAUACUUCAGUGUAUUUCGUAAUUUUCAUUGACAAAAUAGCAAAUCCUCAUUCAGUGGCUAUUUGUUGUUAAUGUGCGAUGAUCGAUGAUGGUUGAAUAUCUUUGUAAAUUAGUAAUAAAAUGCUUUGUAAUGAUAUUUUAUAUUGUAUUUUGUAUGUUUCAUUUUGUAAGAUAAAAUAAUAAAAAAGCCUUUUAAAAACACGAGCACCGGUUGUUUUUAUUACUCUUCAGAAAGCGGUGGAUCCAGGAAGGAUUUUUUCGAUGGGUGCUUGUCUUAGUGAUCA
Molecule: messenger RNA, 5100 nt
Organism: Xenia sp. Carnegie-2017
Lineage: Eukaryota; Metazoa; Cnidaria; Anthozoa; Malacalcyonacea; Xeniidae
Product: TNF receptor-associated factor 5-like
Exons: 6
Coding region: 1495-2289 (264 amino acids)
Molecular function (GO): zinc ion binding
Source: RefSeq, a predicted model, not a curated record